CUGAAGUGGUCUCUCUAAAUGGUUAAUGUUGGUACAUCUUUAAAGAGUACCUAGGCCUAAAGGAAGUCAGACCCGUGGGCUGUGCUGGAACGAGAAAAAAGACAGGAGUCUUCAGCGUUUUCCAAGGACCCCCAAACUGAUGGAGAGAUUAAGCUUCAGGCUGCCUGAAACUGUGUAAUGGACACUGAUUCAUUCACUUUUGGAACGAAAAUUCAGUGAAAUUCAAUUAAGCUUUUUUCCCCCCAAUGAUUUACAGCUUGUAAAAUUUGUUACACUGAAUGGAGGCGUGACUGAUUUGCAUCAGCCAAUAGCCCAGUGUGUCCUGAAUCUGUAGAGGUGUAGGACUUCACUGUGCACAGAAAAAGGAGACAACAGUGUGUGCCAAACGACCUAAGGGGCGGGCCAGUCUUAAAUGAACCUAUACCUGCAAGCAUAUCCCUUCUUGAGGCUCACCAUAGUAGAGACAGCCCAGCAGGGAAGGACUGAAGGCCAGGAAGAGUCGCACUCCCGUCGGCCGCAGAACAAAUGGAGCUUUUGGAGAAUGCCGUUUCCUCUCUCUUCUCCAGUCCCACCGCCAUGAUGGGGGCUGUCGCUUUGCUGCUUGCCCUUUACCUCUUCUCCUCCGGCCUCGAGUCGGAGGACGUGCCUAAGCAACCUCCAGGACCGAGGCCUCUGCCGCUGCUUGGAAACCUGCUGCAACUUGAUCUCAAGAGGCCGUACAAGUCCCUGUGCAAGCUCUCAAAGGAAUAUGGCUCUGUGUUCACGGUGUACCUUGGAACUAAUAAAGUGGUGGUCCUGGCCGGCUACAAGGCGGUCAAAGAGGCUCUAGUCACGCACGCCGAUACUUUUGGAGACCGAGACAUCUCCCCGAUAUUUAACGAUAUAAAUCGGGGUCACGGGAUUCUGUUCGCAAAUGGGGAGUCGUGGAAGGAGAUGAGGCGCUUUGCGCUCACCACGCUAAGAGACUUCGGGAUGGGCAAGAGAAUGGCCGAGGACAAAAUCUUGGAAGAAUGUGGCCACCUAAUUCAGAUGUUUGAAAAGCACGAAGGGAAGCCGUUUGACACGACGCGUGCGGUGAAUUACGCAACGUCCAACAUCAUCUCCUCCAUCGUGUAUGGAAGCAGAUUCGAGUACGACGACCCCCGAUUCAUAAAUCUGGUGGGUCGGGCUAAUGAGUCGAUACGCGUGGCCGGCUCUGCAGCAAUCCAUCUUUACAACAUGUUCCCCAGGCUGGCCAGCUGGGUGAAAAACCGGAAGGUGAUGUUAAAAAACUGCGAGUUGACCAUCAGGGACGUGAAGGCCCUGGUCAAAAAUCUGAACGAGACGCUGAACCCCCACAUGUGCAGAGGUCUGGUGGACUGUUUCCUGAUGCGGAAGCAGAAGGAAGAGGAGUCUCGCGUGUUGGACACCUACUACAAUGAGAAGAACCUGAUAUUCAUGGUGACCAACCUGUUUUCUGCUGGUACCGACACCACGGCGGCUACACUGAGAUGGGGUUUGCUGCUUAUGGCCAAAUAUCCACACAUGCAAGACCGGUUGCAGGAGGAGCUGACCAGGGUGAUAGGAAGCCGCCAGGUCAAGAUAGAUGACCGGAAGAACCUGCCGUACACUGACGCUGUCAUCCACGAGAUACAGAGACUGGCCAACAUCGUCCCCAUGUCCAUCCCUCACAAAACCAGCCAGGACAUCACCUUCCAGGGACACUUCAUCAAAAAGGGAACUACCGUGUACCCUCUUCUGACCUCCGUCCUGUACGAUGAGAGCGAGUGGGAGAGCCCGCACACCUUCAACCCUUCUCAUUUCUUGGAUAAGGAUGGUAAAUUCUUCAGGAGGGAUGCCUUCAUACCCUUCUCUGCAGGCCGCAGGGCGUGUCUCGGGGAGAGCCUGGCCAAGAUGGAGCUCUUCCUCUUCUUCACCUCCCUCCUCCAGCGCUUCCGUUUCUCCCCUCCGCCCGGGGUUUCUGAGGACGAGCUGGAUCUGACCCCGGCUGUGGGCUUCACCCUGCCUCCUUCGCCGCAUGAGUUGUGCGCCGUCAGUCGCCAGUGAGGAAGAGGAGCUGGAGCCGAUCGCUCCUGUACAAGUGGCAGAAAUGAUGUUUUUAGUCUCACGGCCGUUUAUCACAAGGUUCCUAAAAGUUGUUUUGAAAAAGGUGUUAGUUGUAGAUGUUUGCACUGACUGACCUAAAGGUUGUCAGAAGUAACGUGUCCAUCACGUAAGCUGAUCAAUUAAUGAGUAUUUUGUUGGUAUAUUGUAUAUUCCUUCCUUUGUGUCAUUGUAGAUUGUUUCCGAAUAUGUGUUUUAUUACUGCAAAUUGUUUAUGUGUAUCCUAAUAGCAUAAUUGCAAGUCAUUUUUGACUUACUUUUUACGAUAUCAAUAAAAAUACCAAUGUG
This is a messenger RNA of Mugil cephalus (flathead mullet), 2391 nucleotides long. RefSeq names its product cytochrome P450 2K1-like. The record is from RefSeq and is a predicted model, not a curated record. NCBI's taxonomy places the organism in Eukaryota, Metazoa, Chordata, Actinopteri, Mugiliformes, Mugilidae. Gene Ontology annotation, cellular component: intracellular membrane-bounded organelle; cytoplasm. Gene Ontology annotation, biological process: xenobiotic metabolic process. The coding region runs from base 526 to 2046 and encodes 506 amino acids. Gene Ontology annotation, molecular function: heme binding; oxidoreductase activity, acting on paired donors, with incorporation or reduction of molecular oxygen, reduced flavin or flavoprotein as one donor, and incorporation of one atom of oxygen; iron ion binding. The transcript has 11 exons.